ACAAUGCCACCUAACUCCUCCCAACGCUAAUAAACAAGAGGAAAAUAUCAAGUCUGUAUGUGACAGCACCGUGAAGGAUCCAGAUCUUGCUGAAUACUACGAACCAGUCCGUGUUGAAGGAUCAAUCAAGUGUGUGACCAUGUGUGACAGUCAACACUCAGAUCACAAAAAAUGCUACAAUAAGGGAGAAUGCAAAGUCUACAGGAGCAUUGGAGCACUUUGCGAAUGUCAAAAUGUACAAUCCACUUGGUAUUUGAGCGAUGACUGUAGCCUCCCUAUUCACAAGACUGCCUUCUACGCAGGGUUAAGUGCGACCCUUGCUUGUCUGUUGGUGACUGUGGGAGUCUUGACUGCAUGCAUGCUGAUCAACAAACAAAAGCAAACACAGAGUAGAGACAUGAAGGAAAAGCUGGUGAAUCAGUGGCUAAAUGAGGACUUUAAGUGGUCCAGACCACAAAGCCCAGCAUAUACAAAUAAUGCCAUCCACACAGGAGAAUCCAGUGAUUACAGACAGCCCCUCCCUGUCUACCAGAUGAAUCGACCUCCUACAUAUAAUAACAACAGACAGCCAAGCUCAUCAGCAGGCAUGGACUCUCAACCACACAAUACUUCAUUCUUUAAUGAUGGAUAUGCACAGCCAGCUCCAUCAACCCUGCCCCUCAGAGAAUUCUCGUCCAACCAGCAGUUCAUGAUCAACAGGAUCAGAACAUCCUGGGACGUUUGAGGAGAAUACCUGAUGAUGAUGAUGAAGAUGAUCUAUUUUUCCUGCCUUAUAUAAACAUCUAUUGCUUGAAUUAUAUAUGAUAUAUAUCAAAUUAUAUGUUUUAUAGUCAAUAUUUAUGAUUAUGUAUUCUGGAAUAUUUAUGAUGAACAGCUCUGAUGUUGUUAUUAUUAUGUGUGUGGUCAUUUGUAUGGAUGUUAGUGGUGGUGUUGUAAUGGAAUGCUGUUGACUCUUCAACUACUAAUGGAGCAUGUGUAUAGCAUGUGUAGCAUGUGUGAAAGGUAAAAAAAAUAUAAAAAAAAUAAUGUUAACACCCCUUAUCUCAAGGAGUUGAUUAUAUAAAGACUAUGUUGUUUGGUGUUCUCCCUCCUUUCUACCCUGGCAGGGUGUGGCUGGUUGUGCAGGUCUCAAUAAACAAGGCAUACCUGUGUCUAAUCAGCCACUCCUACCAUAAAAGCCUGAUCAGCACCUGUACCAUUAUCGCAGUUGUCGCACCAGUGUCUCACUUUGUUCAGCCAGUGUUCUCUAGUUAAUCCUCUGACCUGUUUGACUCACACGCAACGCCAGCCAGCCUUCAGCCACCACCACAUGCCUUCUGUGUUAAUUCUCAUAAUAAACAGUA
Molecule: messenger RNA, 1343 nt
Organism: Larimichthys crocea (large yellow croaker)
Lineage: Eukaryota; Metazoa; Chordata; Actinopteri; Sciaenidae
Exons: 6
Coding region: 140-724 (194 amino acids)
Source: RefSeq, a predicted model, not a curated record